UUAUCCAUUUGGCAGCAUCAUAUUCCGUUGUCAAUCUGUGGCCUACAACACGGUUGUCAAGUUUAUUAGUUUUUGUCAGCGAAAUUUUCGCGAAUUACUGGUGAACGCAUCCGCUUGUGUUAAAUUUAACUGCUGGUGCCGGUGAUUAGGAUUUUGAUUGUUCCAACACGUCCUAGACUAUUCGAAAUCCUCCCUUCUUGACCGAGAAUUGUGUAAUAUUUGCUGUGCAAAAUGCCUCCAUUCUGGGUCGUGGGAAAAAACCAAUAAAUCGGUUGAGUCUUCAGUUUCGAUUGCGGUGGCGUUCUUUCUCACCUGAAUUCAGGUGAGCAGAGCAGAGGAGAAUCUUACCUUCGUGAAACUAAGGCUAAUUAGUAUGAUCCAAGUGAUAUCGCGCUAAAUAUUCGAAUAUAAAAUGAGCCAACAGCAGCAAACUUCCCAGGCGGGUGGAUUGUCGGGAAAUUUAUCCUCUUCCGUCUCAAAUCUAACAAAUGGAAAUCAGAAUGGCUCAACAAAUGGAAACUUAAACGGUGUGGAUAAAUCGUACGCAAAUAAAAGUCGAAUAUGCCGUGAUUUUGUGCGUGGUAGUUGCCGUCGCAAGAAUUGUCGGUAUCCGCAUGUCCUGUCGCCUGAGCUUAUUGUGUUCUGUCACGACUAUCAGAAUUCAACGUGUCCGCGCGUCAAUUGCAAGUUUCUUCACUACACACUCCAGGAGGAAGAGUAUUACCGGCAAUAUGGGGAGUUCCCACAAAUGGAGAAUAACAAUUGCGGGCCAAUGAACGGCGGUUGCGGCCCGCAUGUACCUGGGAUGAUGGCCCCACAGAAUUCAUUGCCUAAGGACCAGCCCCCGCCUUACUCACAAGCUGCAUUUCAGCGUCACGAUCGUGACCCUUUCGCCGGGAACGGCAACAACGUGGGUGGUGGUCGGCUUAGCAGAUAUGAUACGCAUAAUUGGAACGAUCAUCCGCAAAUGUAUCGGACAAACGUAGACAGAAUUCCUCCGCCUGUAUUCCAUCAAUGCGAAGAGUUCCAGGCGAUUAAACGGCCGCCCCGCGAAACAGUCGACUCGAUAGUGGACAGUACCUUCAAGCGAUUCCGCGAGGACAAUGAGCGCUUGGAUAUUAUGCAGGUCAUACGACGAUUCGAGGAGGAGCAAUCGAUACUUCGUCGACGUGUCGAAGCCAACGAGAUAAAAAUCGCUGAGUUGCGUGCUUCGAAUGAAUAUCUGAUGGCGCAGCUUCGUCUUAGCAAUCAACAGUGCUCGACAGUGGUGAAUCCCGUGACUGUGACGCAGACAACAUCACAGCCACAAUCACAAACGGCACCACAAGUUAUCGGUGGUGUUUCAAUAGCACCCGUUCAAGUUCAAGCCACACCAAUUGUUAGCAUAGCAACACCACAAACUCAAAUUAUAGCCGCAAACAGUGCAACACCGCUUGCUAUUGCUGCUGCAAAUACAUCACAAGGACAACAGCAAAUAGCUAUCGCUGCCGCCCAACAAAGUAUUACGUCGCUAACUAGUACAUCGCAAGCAUUACAGCCGACACAUGCCCAACAGAUUCUGGGCACUUCACAAAUAACAUUAACACCGGUCGCCCCGCCACCAUCAAUGGGUUUAGCAAUAAAUACAUCACAAGCUGCUCUGGCUAUGUCAAAUGCAACCCAACCGAUCAUUUCAUAUCCAGUUAUGACGCAUAGUAUUUUGCCACAUUAAUUAGCAUUAAGCUAAGUUGGUGGAUCCUAAUAUUUAUUAUUGUAUUAUUGAUGAAUAAAUGAUGUUUGAGGCGGACAGGGGACCCAGACGUUAUUGUAUAUUUAAGCAAUAUCGACGGUUAAAUGUCUCUGUUUACAAAGCUUAGGUUUAAGUGAGAUUUUCUUGAGUUUAAGUCAUUUUUUUUCUCUCUUCCCUCUUCAAACUGAUUACCUGUUAGAAAACCAGAUGAUGGACAAAAAGUUGUAUUAAAUAUAGAAGAGAUUCUGCUAAAAUUCA
Molecule: messenger RNA, 1987 nt
Organism: Hermetia illucens (black soldier fly)
Lineage: Eukaryota; Metazoa; Arthropoda; Insecta; Diptera; Stratiomyidae
Product: zinc finger CCCH domain-containing protein 10-like
Exons: 4
Coding region: 413-1711 (432 amino acids)
Molecular function (GO): metal ion binding
Source: RefSeq, a predicted model, not a curated record